Molecule: messenger RNA, 3085 nt
Organism: Spodoptera exigua (beet armyworm)
Lineage: Eukaryota; Metazoa; Arthropoda; Insecta; Lepidoptera; Noctuidae
Source: the annotation of a GenBank genome assembly
CUGACCAGGCAGAAUAACUUGACACCCUUGUAGAAAUUUCUUCAUUUAUCAAAAAAGUUACAUAAAACUAAAAGUGAGUGAAGUGUAUAAAUCUUGAAGGACAUUUAUUUUUCAAGUGAUUCUAGUUAUCAAUAAAGUAAAAAUACUAAAAUAUUUCAGAAAGUGUUUGUGGAUGGAUUGUCAUCAGUGGACGAUAUAAUUAUUGCGACGAGAUGAUUAUUGAAAAUCCUGACGCUUUCAAGUCGUGGUUGACUUCCAUAUUGGAACCUCUCUGCGAUGCUGACCCGGCAGCGCUCGCCAAAUAUGUGUACGCCCUCGUCAAGAAGGACAAGCCCUUGGAUGAGCUUCGGGAGGUGAUGGUGGACCAACUCGAUGUCUUCCUGCAGCAGGAGACGAAACCGUUUGUGGAGAUGCUGUUCAAGGCGCUGGAGAGUAAUGAUUAUCUGAAGCAAGGCAAGGAUGAUAAGAAGGCUCCAUCUCCGGCGCCCGGGGACUCCGAGCCAUCCAAGGAGCCGGAAACUGAGAACCAUGUGGGUGCCCCAACGAUUCCGUCCCCGGUGUCGGGCGGCGAGACCCGUGGUAGGUCCCCGUGCGCGGGCACGGUGGCGGGCAGUACGGGCGCGGCGGGGGCGCGCGGCCGCCUCGUCGUGUCGCGCGGCGCCAAGCUGGCCGCGCCCGCGCCCUCCGCGCCCUCCGCACCCACGCCCGCACCACCCCCGCGGGGACAUCCACAUAACGAACAUACGCUUGUUAAGGUGUUACCACUAACGGAACUUCUAGAAGAACCCGUAGACCAGCCGCCUAGAAGACGCGACAGAAGAGGAGAUUCGACUCGAGAGGCUGACAGACGGAGACGUAGAUCUCGUUCGUGGGAGAGACGCGCCCGGGCGAGGAGACACGGGAGAGACAAUGAACACAAUACUGACAUCAGAAGACGACCUCUGUCCCGAUCACCAUCUCCUCGGGGCCGCUACAGAAAUCGCAGCCCACCGCCGUCAGCCAUCGACAGACAAACCAGUAGAUCUCGAUCAAGGUCACCGGCCGGUCGUGAACGCGACCACGAGAGGGAGCGAGACAGACUGAGAGUUCCACGUGAGUUGGAGAGAGACAGAAUGUCCCGCGACAGAGAACAUAGAGAUCGCGUGUCCCGCUCUAGGGAUAGAGAUCGUUCCCGCGAUCGUUCCCGCGACCGCUCCCGUGGCUCUGCGUCCCCUCACCCAGACUCCAGGCUCGACCACAACGACGCCUACAAGCGACGCUGUAGAGAUUUUGACGAGAAGGGGUACUGCAUGCGCGGUGACCUCUGUCAGUGGGACCACGGCAGUGACCCCGUCGUACUGGAGGACGCGUCCGCCGCCCUCUCCUCCGUCCUCGCCUUGCCGCCGCCGCCCACUGUACCAGAGUACAAUCCCCUGACGCCGGAUAUAUGGUGCGGCGGGUUCCCUGCGUACCCCCCGCCGCAUCCCCACCACCCACACCCUCCCAGAGAACUCAUACCUAUACCUAGGAUCCGCCACGAGAUGGUGUCUGCGCGCGGGGUGGGGGCCGUUGGGGCAGCCCCCAGACCCCCAGCACCACACAAGAAGAACUUUGACUACACACGUUUCGGCCCGCCCCGUCCUCCCCUGCCGGCCAACGCGGCAAAUUGUUCCCUGGAAGUAAAGAAAGUGCCGCGCGGUCUCAACGAUAUCACGCAUCUAAACAACCACUUCUGCAAGUUUGGCAAGAUUGUCAAUAUACAGGUUUGCUACGACGGUGACCCGGAAGCGGCCCUCAUAACGUUCAGUACUCCGACGGAAGCCAACGUUGCGUACAAGAGCACCGAGGCUGUUCUCAACAAUCGCUUCAUCAAAGUCUUCUGGCAUAACCCUGAGAACAAACAGGAGAACAUGGCACCUGGCGGGCAGAUGUCCAACAAACAGACGGACAGACAAAACUCCCAGCAUCCCAUGUCACAUAACAAGGUGCUGAUCAACAGAGAUAAUAUCAAAGCGACCGCAGAUAAUAACGCCAAACAACUUAUGGAGAAGCAAGAGAAAGAGAAAGAGCUAGCCAACGGCCAGGACCCGAAGAAGGAUGUGGUGAAACCUCCGAUUACGAAGAGUAAGCAGGUCAUGGAGAUGCACAAGAGAGCGCAAGCCUUACUCGAGACACAGCUGCAACAGCAGAUGCUCCUCAUACAGAGGCUGGAGUCCGGCAACGUGACAGGACCUCAACGCGCCGCUUUGCUCGAAGCAAUAAAUUCAGCUCAAGAAGGCAUUGAGAAAUUACGCAAAGAAUUGGUCGCUUACAACGGUACAUUGAAACAAAUGCAGGCCAAGAAACCGAAGACCAAAGAGGAGGCUCAGAAAGAGAUUCUUGACGCUGAACUGGAUCUGUUUACUAAACAACAGGAGGGCCAAGAUGUGACUGAAUUGACGAAGAAGAUUGCCGAGCUCCGCCGACAGAUGGCGAUACAGUUCCCCUCGCAUAACAUCAUGAGGAGACCUCACGCAAGGGGUGGCAGGUUCAAUACUCCGACGAGGUUCACCCGCGGCGGCAUUGCGACAAAGAUGUUUAGCGUCAACCAAAGCGUUGAUCACAGACCGAGGGCUCUGCUCAUCUCUGGAUUCGAAGCCGAUGAACUCGAUGCUCUUGUUGCACAUUUUUCUCAAUUCGGCGAGGUUAUAAGCAAAGAGGUGGAAUUGUCAGUGCCACAACUGGUCCUGCAGUACAAGUCGCGGCAGCAUGCUGAACACGCUGCGGCCAACGGGAAGCAUUAUAACGAUAGGACGUUGUCGAUAACAUGGACAGCGAAUACGAACGCGAGCACAAACAACACGCCCCGGCCCGCGGAUCCGAGACCCGCGCGCAACGGGGACCAGCGAGACGAAAAGGAUGAGCAGCCCCCAGUCGACCUUCCAGAGGACACGUUACUCCGUUUCGACGAGGAGGAAGAGGACGACGCGGACGAAGACAGAUCCUGGAGACGUUGACCUUCGAACCCUCGCCGCAGUCAAAACCGCGGCAUAUGACCAUCACAUGUAAUGUUAACUAUUUAAUAUUAACAAAGUUGUCAAUUGCAAACGUUAGUUGUGUAGAAUAU